Messenger RNA from Toxoplasma gondii ME49, 2439 nucleotides. RefSeq names its product glycerate kinase. NCBI's taxonomy places the organism in Eukaryota, Apicomplexa, Conoidasida, Eucoccidiorida, Sarcocystidae. Bases 375 to 1457 code for a protein of 360 amino acids. The record is from RefSeq and is a predicted model, not a curated record. The transcript is spliced from 8 exons.
GGUUCUCCAAGGCUUUUCGACGCUGCAUCUGCAGAAAAUAUGCAACGGCGCGUCUGUCGACUCAACCGCAGGGGUGCUCUUCUCCCAGACUCGUUUUGAGUGGACGUCCACCUGGAAGUCGUCCCUGUCGAAACGCUUGAUUCUCGAUUCCAUCACCGUUUUGUGUCAUUUUUUCUGGUGCAUGGCCCACUACUUCAUGACAACGCGUAAAGUCUGCGCCACCCGCUCGCCCGCAAGACACAGAGCGUUUCUGGUUCCCGGUCUCCAGCGUUUACUUGACUCUGACCUUUUCUAUAUUUGCGCGCCUCCGCGUUCCUCUGCUUCGUCUCGCCUCCACCUUCCGUUGCUGCGGCUGCCUGCUCUUCUCCGCCGCCAUGGCAGACGCGCCUGCUGCUGCUUCUCCCUCUGCGGCUGCGCUCCCGGCAGAGCUGGACGCCCUCUUGCAUGCGCUGGAGCUUGACCGUCGCGUACAUCUCUCUCAGCGUCUCGACAGUUGGCUGGAGACAGAGGAGGGCAAGAACGUCGCGCGAACUCUGCAGAGCGAGGGUGAUGCUGCACCCGACACCGCAGCCGCGCCGCCGCGUUUCCAGUCGCUCUGCUUCUCCGUUUUCUCGUGGAUUUCUCAGCAACUCGACAAGAGGACGAAGGCCGCCAAGCAGGGAGGACGCGAAGCGCAGCCUCUCCUCGUCGCUCUCUCUGCUUCUCACGGAAGCGACGGCGCGGCUCUGGCAGGCGCUCUAAAGUUCCUCUUCGAGGCGGAAGGCCGCCAGACAGUCGCGCUUUCUCUCGACGCGUUCUACGCGCUGGCGGGCAAGCAAGAAAAACUCGCACAGAAACAUAGCGGAAAUCCUCUCCUGGAAGGCCCUGGGAAUCCCGGAACUCACGAGCCUCUUUUAGCUGCAUGCGUCCUCGAGAGUCUCAAGCGCAACGCCCCAGAGUGCGCCGUCCAGGUGCCUGUGUACGACAAAACGCUGAACGACGGUCGGGGCGACAGGCUUUGCGUGACGGAUUGGCCGAAAAUUGAGACCGGAAAAAUCCAGUUGAUCCUCCUUGAAGGCUGGGUGCUAGGCUUCAAGGCCGCGGCAGAGCCGACAGCGGACGCUUUCUCGAGUUUGACGAAAGAAGAACUGGAGUGGAUGAAACCAGUCAACAAAGCUCUGCAGGAGUACAAGGCUGUCAACGCCCUUGUUGACGCGUGGAUUGUUCUCCAGGCCGACAGUCCGGAGCGCCUCGUCGAAUGGCAAGUCGAGGAAAAAGCACGCAGGCGCGCGUCUGAAGGAGAGAAGGCAGCUGAAGAGGCUUGCGCGUCUGUUGAAAAAUUCCUUCCAACGUACAAGGCGUUUCUCCCGAGGCUGCGCGAGAACGGCCCGGACGGCGCGACAGCAGAGACGCCCGUCCUCGACAUUGUUCUCGGCGAGAAGCGUCAACUCGAGAACGUGACACUGAAAGGCGCCUGAGAAACAAAGGGAACUUAACCGACUCUUUCAAAGUCUCGUCUCCCGCGGUCUCCGACAGAGCACUUAUUUUGGCCGAAAAGGCAGCGGCGCAGAUGCGCGGGGAAAUCAAGACGAGAAAGCAGAGCACGAAACAGAGAGAGCGGAGACGGAAUAAGAGAGAAGAGAAGAAGAAGACGUUUCUUUUUGCCUGCAUGCCUAUGAUCUAUGCAAGAGGCUGGAAAGACGAGGUUCGAUUGUGGGAAGUCGACAGAAUCUUCGAUUUAAGCGCGGCUGAAGCCUCGAUUCAAACUCGAGAUUGGGGGGCAGAGACGGUCUGUAUGGAUGCGAGGCAGGCAGCUGUCGGUUAUUUUUUCUCUCAGCUCUUCUUCUUCUUCUCGCUUGCCUCGGAUUCUUGUCAGAGUGUUGUCUGCCUUUUCCUCUCUCACUUGAAGUUCCUCUGGUUGACGACGGCGGAGAGAUUUUCGUUUCUUCCCCUCUCGCAGCUGCUGAGACCUGCACACGAGCUGAACUCUUUCGUCUUUUUCGUUGGAACGCAUGGUAAUUCAUGUGAUGGUCCACUUGCUGCCGAUCUUCAUCUGAGCGCUAGACCUUUUUCUCUGCAAAAAGGAUGAUCGACUUCUCUGCCUCCUCUGCUCAGCGGAUCUGUCAGUCCGGUUCUCUGUCUCAUGAGCUUUGCCUUAUUGUGUUCUUUCCUGUGUCAUUUGCGUUUUCGUCCAAAACCUACGACGGUGUGAAGUCUCUCUGUUCUCCGGGACGUUUCUUUUUUUUGCUGCUCUGCAUGUGCGCGGGGUGUCAAGACACUGUGUGGGAGGGUUUGUCUCGGCGACGCCGAAAAGCGCGUUGUUUUUUCGCAGUUCUCGUUUUCUUUGACACCGGCGGGCGUCUCCGGUGAGCGAGAGUGUGAUCUCGCGUUGUUCUGUCCCUUUUUUCUUCAUUUUCGAUACAGCUCACAUACACUUUGUCUGGAACCGGUAAUGUCUUU